AUGGCCAGACAGCCGCGGGCGCCACGGCCGGAGCCUCCGCACGCCGGCGACGCCCGUUGUCCUGGUGACGCCAGCCGGGAGCCGCCCCGCCCCGCAAGAGGCGCCCACCGCGCGCGCCCCGCCGAGGCCCCUUUUGGCAGCAAGGCCUCCAGGUGCCCAACGCGAAGGCGGGGCCCGUCUGCGGCCGCCUCCCCGGCGCCACGAAGGAGACCCCCCCCCCCGGGAGUUCGUGGGGGCUCAGCGCUCUGGCCCCGGCAGCUCAGAGCGCAGCGCGCAGCCAAGGGGCGCACGCCGGCCACUUCCCGGGGCGCCGGAGCGCACCCGCACCCGCGCGCCCGCGCCAUGGCUGCCGACGCCCCCGGCCCCCGGGGCCCCGCGAGCCGCCUGCUCGCUCUGUGGUCAGCGGCGCUGCUCCUGCUGGGCCUGGCUCGCCUGUCCGUGCGUGCCGAUGGGAAGCUCUUUGUGCUGGCGUCUCAGAACGGCUCCCAGGGGCUGGCCUUGGAGGCAGCUCGGCUUUCCUGCAGGAGCAAGGGUGCCCACCUCGUGUCUGCGGACGAGCUGCGGAGGGUGGUCCAGGACUGUUCCUUCUCGGUUUGUGCCACGGGCUGGUUGGCCGAUGGCAGCCUUGGAACAACUGUGUGUAGCAGGGGGAGUGGUGAACAGCACAGCCUGAGAGCCGUUGACGUGCGGAUCGAGAACAGUCCACUUCCUGGUGGCGUGCACAGCGCCUUCUGCAUUAGAGAUGAAGACCUGUCCUGUGGGGACCCGCCUUCAUUCCCACACACCAUCCUGCAGGGACGCACCGGCUUGGAGAUGGGGGAUGAGCUGCUGUACGUGUGCGCCCCCGGCCACAUCACUGGCCAGCGGGAGACCGCCUUCACUCUGCUGUGCAACAGCUGUGGGGAGUGGUACGGCCUGGUGCAGACCUGCGGAAAAGAUGAGGCUGAGGCGCAUAUUGAUUAUGAAGAGAAUUUCCCCGAUGACCGAUCGGUGUCAUUCAGAGAGCUCAUGGAGGAUUCCCGGACCGAGGCAGACGUGGACAGCCGCCGGGGAGAAGCCGCUGUGGAGGCCCCCAUGCAGGACCGGCUGGUCUCCAUCUCCAUGGAGAGCGGAAAGAAAGCCUUUGUCCCAACCAUGGGCUUGUCCAGUGCUGUGAGCACUGUCCCCACCGACUUGACAGGAUCGUGGCCAAAGAGGAAGUUCUUGUUCCAGUUCCCCACAGAGACCAUCCACGAGGCCGAGUUGGAAGAGGAGGUGGACGAUGACACCAAAAAGCAGCCUCCUGCUGGAGACAAGCACAGUGAUGGGGAGCUGGGUCUGGGUGACCUGGAAACCCAGGUGGUCUACGGCAGCACGGAGGACCCCUCAUCUGUAGGUAAGAACGACAGCAAGGCUGGGGAGCCCGUGGUGAGCAGCAGUGACGAGUCCUGGCUGGAUGGCUACCCUGUGACUGACGGGGCCUUGGCGAAGAUGGAGGCAGAAGAGACAGAGGAUGGAGACAAGGGAGAUGGGUCAGUGGGCCUGGAUGAGGGUGUCCUGCUUCCGCCAGACCAGCCCGUUCUUGUGGAGGUCAAGAAGCCCAAGAGCACCAUCUUCACGCCAAGUGGUGAUAUAACCAUGGCCUAUGGUUCAGUGCUUCCAACUCAAACGUUACACGGGGAAGCUUUGACUCUCAGACCCAUGAAUGUGUCCAAGACUGAGGCCUCCAGCAAGGAUGGUGGUGAUGUGACCACCUCAACUGUACCUUGGAGAUUUGCCACAGACACGUCUCCCGAGGCCACCAUACACCUUGAACCUACCGACUCUACCUUGGACCCAGUAACCACCACUGUCCAACAGAAGCCUCACCUUGUCCCCACGUCUACCACGGUGGUCACCCAGCCAGCCACAGAAACCACUGCUUCUGACGUCCAGGACAGCUUCCCAUACCUGCUGUCUGAGGACUUCUUGGGACAGGAAGGCCCAGAACCGGGUGCAGGGGAGAAGCUCCAUCCGAGCCUGGAGCCAUGCGUGGGGGACGAGUGUCCCAACUACAGCAGAGGACCUGUGAUCGCCACCAUUGUCACCGUCCUGUGCCUGCUACUGCUCCUGACCACUGUGGGGGCCGUGUGGGGCUACCGUAGAUGCCAGCAUAAGAGCUCUGUGUACAAACUGAACGUUGGCCAGCGGCAGACUGGGCACUACCACCAGCAGAUCGAGAUGGAGAAGGUCUAG
Molecule: messenger RNA, 2214 nt
Organism: Elephantulus edwardii (Cape elephant shrew)
Lineage: Eukaryota; Metazoa; Chordata; Mammalia; Macroscelidea; Macroscelididae
Gene: SUSD5
Product: sushi domain containing 5
Exons: 7
Coding region: 1-2214 (737 amino acids)
Biological process (GO): Notch signaling pathway; cell adhesion
Molecular function (GO): hyaluronic acid binding
Source: RefSeq, a predicted model, not a curated record